AUGCCCGCCAAGGAAGAAGAGAUCCGGGGGCGCGAGGAGGCGUUGGCACUGGAAGCUGUGGAGCGUAGCCUCGAGCUCGAGCGACUGGAGACGAGGGAGCAUCAAGUUGCCCAAGCAGAAGAUGCCGUUGGUGCUCGCGAGGCCAAGGCCCAGGAGGAGGUCGAUCGCCGGGUGGCCGAGGUUCGUGCGAAUCUUGAGGGUAGGCAUGACCUGAAGUUGAAGCUUGCGGAGACGGAGGCUGUGGGUAGGGCCGCUGCCCUUAGGCCCAGGCUAGCUGAGGUGGAGAGGCGCGAGGAGGCCACUGCAGCAGCCCUGGUCACGGCGCAGGAGGAAUUGGCCUCUGCCCACGCCGAGCUGCUCACUCUUCAGAAGCGGGUUGCUGAUGCCGAGUCCGUUGCGCGGCAGAGCAGGGAGGAAGUGCUCCAGCGGCGGAUGCUGGAGCGCGUGCAUGCUCCCAUGCUUCAGGACCUUCGGAACAGGGCCAACACUGCCCUGGGCCACAUCUGUGAUGAGAACGCCCCUCACCCCACCCAUCUUCAGAACACCUACCAGGACUUCGACUUUGACGCCGCCAUUGCUCCGGUCCCGGAGGCCAUCCGGGCCGACCUGGCACGAUGGGUGGAGGAUAAGGUGGACGCGCUGGUUAGGGCCUCCUCUUCUGACGACGACGCGGUGGUGGUCGCGGCGGAUGAAGGCGACGUGGUCGAUGAUGAUGUUGACGGCGCCGGAGGAGGCGAUGGUGAUGCUGGCGACGGUGGCAGCGAUGCCAGCGGCGUGCCUAAAGGCGAUGCGGCGAGCGGCAUGUCCGACUAA
Messenger RNA from Aegilops tauschii subsp. strangulata, 813 nucleotides. NCBI's taxonomy places the organism in Eukaryota, Viridiplantae, Streptophyta, Magnoliopsida, Poales, Poaceae. The record is from RefSeq and is a predicted model, not a curated record.